AUGACUUGUAAUGAUUCCAAUGACAUUACCUUUAACCAUUUGACAGCACCAUCUCCCAACGAUUCUGACACAAUUAUACCUAACGAUUCCAAUAGCAUCACCUAUAAUGAAAGCGAAAAUAACAACCAGGAUGAUGAUAAUUCUGAGGUAUUAUUAAAGUAUGAUUUGGAUGAAGUGCAUGAAAUUAUCGCCAAGAA
Messenger RNA from Ambispora gerdemannii, 197 nucleotides. The record is from the annotation of a GenBank genome assembly. NCBI's taxonomy places the organism in Eukaryota, Fungi, Glomeromycota, Glomeromycetes, Archaeosporales, Ambisporaceae.